Messenger RNA from Penicillium odoratum, 1227 nucleotides. RefSeq names its product putative chitin biosynthesis protein (Chs5). Gene Ontology annotation, molecular function: protein dimerization activity. Gene Ontology annotation, biological process: conjugation with cellular fusion; Golgi to plasma membrane transport. The coding region runs from base 1 to 1227 and encodes 408 amino acids. Gene Ontology annotation, cellular component: exomer complex; trans-Golgi network. The transcript has 2 exons. The record is from RefSeq and is a predicted model, not a curated record. NCBI's taxonomy places the organism in Eukaryota, Fungi, Ascomycota, Eurotiomycetes, Eurotiales, Aspergillaceae.
AUGCUAGUCUCCUUGACUGUCGGCAAGGUAGACGCCGGCGUCGCGGUGCUCUUGACCCAGGACAACCGCAUCAUCGAAUUCCCCUCAGUUCUCCUCCCAAAUAACAUUUCCUCGGGCAGCAUCGUCGACAUCAAUGUUGCGCGCAACCACGCCGCGGAAACAGCCAACGUCAACGCCUUCCAAUCCCUCCAGAAGCGCAUUCUAAACACCUACGGCGUGAAGACCCCAUCGCCGCCCAUCCUCCGCCUGCGCAAUGCAACCCAAACCUCCCUUGUUCUCGAAUGGGACCCCAUCGACCUAGCCACCGCGUCCCUGAAAUCGCUCUCACUCUACCGCAACAACUCCAAGGCUGGCUCCAUACCCCGCCCGCUCGAGACUCGCAGCACCAAGAUCAGUGGUCUGGCCAUUCAUGCCGAAUACACCUUCCACCUCGUCUUGCGCACGACCGCUGGCACUUACCAGUCCGAGAAGCUGACAUGCCGUACACACAAGAUGACCGAUCUCUCCGGUAUCACAGUGACACCUGGCAUUCUGGACCCUGCGCGCAAGGAGGCAUUGGGCGCUACGCUGGACCGGAUUGGUGGCAAGAUGAUUGAUACCGUGCGCAUUGAUACGACCCACUUCGUCUGUGCAGAGGGCCGCGGCCCGCUGUGGGAAAAGGCUGUUGAGAUGAACAUCCCGGUAGUGGUGCCUGAAUGGGUCGAUGCCUGUGAAUCGGAAGGUACAAUUGCUGGUGUGCGUGGGUACUAUUUGAAUGCGGAUCCCAAGGCCCGUCAGCUCGGUGUUAUUCAUGGUUCCUCGCAUCAACGCACUACAUCUACUAUGUCUGCUGCUACGACUGCUCAGGGCAGACCUAGUACGCAGCCACAGCGCAGUGAACCAGAGCAGCCUCCUGCUGAACCACCUCUGACGCCGUUCCCUGGUGGUGAGACGACUGUCCAGCCACAAGCGCUGACGGAAGAGGUCGGGUCAGAAGAUGAGGAUAGUACUCCGCCCCCACCACCGCCCAAGGAUGAGUCCGAUGAUGCAGAGGAAACACCUCAGCAGAACGGGCACGCAGAAUCUGUGCCGGAGCCGGAAAAGAUCGAGGAAACACCAGUUCAGACUGAGAGUGAAGAAGAGACCAAAGAAAGUACACUUCCACAGCACAAACCUGAAGGAGACGAGCCCAGUCCUAAGGGUAAAGGGAAGGAGGGCGAAGGAGACUUCAGUGAAGUAACACUCUAG